Molecule: messenger RNA, 6325 nt
Organism: Gigantopelta aegis
Lineage: Eukaryota; Metazoa; Mollusca; Gastropoda; Neomphalida; Peltospiridae
Exons: 10
Coding region: 219-2393 (724 amino acids)
Biological process (GO): cell-cell adhesion
Cellular component (GO): cell-cell junction
Molecular function (GO): cell adhesion molecule binding
Source: RefSeq, a predicted model, not a curated record
AGAUCCUCUGUUAACACUGACAGACAUCAACAGGAAUCAGGAUGGAACUGUGUAUAAAUGUACAGUGACAAACUUUGCUAUACCCAAAACAAUAAGUGAGCAGUUCAUACUGACGGUGCAUUAUCUAAGCAGUGUUAGCUUCAGUUCUACUGCAAAUGUUGAAGAAGGAGAAGCUCUGAGUGUGGACUGCACUGCUGACUGUAACCCGCCAUGUGACUAUGCCUGGACACUGGGUGAUAAUCAAAUCACAACAAGUCCCUCUGCUAAAUCUGACCGACAUCAACAGGAAUCAGGACGGGAAUGUCUACAACUGUACAGUGACCAACUUUGCUAUACCUAAAACAAUAAGUGAGCAGUUCAUCAUACUGACGGUGCAUUAUCUAAGCGGUGUUAUCUUCAGUUCUACUUUAAAUGUCGAAGAAGGAGAAGAUCUGACUGUGGACUGCACUGCUGACUGUAACCCGCCAUGUUACUAUGUCUGGACACUGGGUGAUAAUCAAAUCACAACAGAUCCUCUGUUAAAUCUGACGGACAUCAGCAGGAAUCAGGACGGGAAUGUGUACAACUGUACAGUGACCAACUCUGCUAUAUCUAAAUCUAUUAGUGACCAGUUCGCACUGACGGUGCUUUACGGUCCAAACUCUGUUACGUUCAGUCCUCGCUCAUCUACAACUGUCGGGAAAGGGGAAAGUCUGACUGUGACCUGCAUUGCAGACUGUACACCAUCGUGCUCGUUUUCAUGGACACGUCAAAAUCAGAAUCUGUCAACAAGCUCCAAGUUAGAACUGACAAAUAUUUCUAAGAGCCAUGAAGGGGUGUACACAUGCACAGUGAAAAACACUGCCUUAUUAGACGUUAAAUCUAGUAACUUCACCUUGAUAGUAAGAGCUAUAGGAAAUGCAAUUAUUGUCUGCACAGGUGGUGCAUAUCUUGGACAGAUGACAACAAUUGUCUGCGAAGUGACACUCCCCAUACUUGAAGGAAUGAGAAUUCUACGACCAAACAGAGGACGUCCACAAGAGGUGUUGAGAUGCAAUCCUAGUAAUACUAGAUGUAUAAUAACAGGUUCUAUGACUGGAUACAGUUAUGUUAGCGACUCACCUUCACAAACCAGUCUAACUAUACAAUCAUACAACCCUAGCACAGAUGAAGGAGAAUGGAUCUGUCGUGAUGGAACAUCAGAUGUUGGCCAAGACACUUGCAACAUGGCAUUCUUUGACGGUCCAAGCUCUGUUACGUUCAGUCCUCGCUCGCCUACAACUGUCGGGAAAGGGGAAAGUCUGACUGUGACCUGCAUUGCAGACUGUACACCAUCGUGCUCGUUUUCAUGGACACGUCAAAAUCAGAACCUGUCAUCAAGCUCGAAGUUAGAACUGACAAAUAUCUCUAAGAGCCAUGAAGGGGUGUACUCAUGCACAGUGAGAAACACUUCCUCGUCAGACGUUAAAUCUAGUAACUUCACCUUGAUAGUAAGAGGUGUAUCAGUGGUUCUCUCUGGAUCUUCCUCCCAUGCAGUGUUGAACGAGUCGUUUACAUUCACCUGCAUAGUCACACAGGCGGCUGGUCUGAUUGAUUACGUGACGUUUUAUCAGAAUACAUUACUUGGUUCAAUUAUUAGUCUCCUACAGGACGGUGGUUCAUGUUCCGUGUUUAUUCCUUCACCUCUAAAAGGUUACUCUGUAUCAUGUGGGAAUGGAACUCACAGCAACUCGUCCACCACCAAGAACUAUAUUUUAAACAUCAACAGAGCUGCGGAACGUGAUGCCAUACUCUGGUUUUGUGGACUGAAUACAGCUAACACAAUCAGUGAGAAAAUUAGCCUACCAGUUUACUAUGGCCCAGAUCUUAGCAGUGUAGAUUUCAGCUAUUCUUCAAAUGUUGAAGAAGGACAAGACCUGACUGUGGACUGCACUACUGACUGUAACCCGCUAUGUGACUACGCCUGGACUCUGGGUGAUAAUCAAAUCACAACAAGUCCUCUGUUAAACCUGACAGACAUCAACAGGAAUCAGGAUGGAAAUGUCUACAGCUGUACAGUGACCAACUCUGCUAUACCUAAAACUAUAAGUGACCAGUUCGUACUGACGGUGCUUUAUGAUCCAGAGCGCAUGGCUGCCUUAAGUACAGGUGCUAUAUCGGCAAUCAUCAUCGGUGCUUUACUGCUAUUUAGUAUUCCUGUUGUGUGGGUGGUGUACAAGAGGAAAACAAAGACGAACGCUGAAGAAGAAGUUGUGCAGAAGGAACUUACUAUUAAAGAAGAACAUCAAGCUGAUAACACUGCAUUUGUCCGUACGGAAGAGAAAGUGACGGUAACGCUAGAAUUCCCAAGUUCUGGCUUGCGUUUUUCUGAUACCUAUAAAACUGUAUCAGUAGACAAGGUUACAUCAGAUUAAUAUGGUUUACAUAUGGUUUUCAGUGUUUCAGAUUAUGCUACUUUUGAGUGUUCCAGUAUUAUUUUAUAUUUGGCUGUUUCCCACAAUACGUAUUACACUACAUUUCCAGUACCAUAGCAGCAUUUCACUAGUUUAACAGUUUAGUUGUGAAAAAUAAAUAUAGUUUGUUUACAUCAAACGGUAGGUAGGCCUAACAGACGAACUGUAUAAUGAUUUUUUUUUUUGGAAUUAUUAUUAUUAUUUUUUUAAUAUUAAUAAAGUUACUUUUUUUGUUCUUUUUAAAAAUAUUUUAUUGUCCCCAGCUCAUUUUAACGAUGCCAUGGUUGUGGUGCCCUGAUUCAUCGCCUCACAGAAGAUGAAUUAAAUUAUACACGCUAAAUACUAGGAGUACAUACACAUUUCGGUAGUAUGCUGAUUAUAGUAAUAGUAAUACUUAUACAAAUAAUGUAGAUGAUGAUACAUUUAAUAUUAAUGCAUAUGUACAUGUAGAUAGUAAUAUUAAUAACACAUUAUAAAUGGCUAGUUAAUAGUUAUAAUGAAUAAUGUUAAAAUUACUCUUAUAAGAUUUCCACACAGAAACACACGCACACACACGUGCGCGCGCGCGCACACACAAACACACAUUAAUAAUAAUAAAUAAAUAAAAUAAAUACAUUUUGUGUAAAUAAUAAUUUGUUAAAAGUUGCUUAAAAAUUAUCCACUAUAUAUUAAAUGCUGGAACACCGAAGGUAGAUAGGUUCAUCUGAAUUCGUAUUUAUAAUCGUUAAAUCAGUACACGAACAUUAAUGGCAGAACUUUACAUUGUCUGUUCCAUUCAUUGUGUUCAUAUGUAUGUAUCAUGUUUUUCAUUUGUACAGUAUUUUCGAUAGCUACAAUUAUGUAUUAAUAUAUGUUCGUGUUUAUAAUAUCAGCUUCUCUAAUAACAAGGUGUUAGUUUAACAAGGUGUUAGUUGUUCUAAUUUUUGAAACGGCCCAAACCAGAUUUUACCUUCCAAUAAUUGCGUGCAUACCAAAACAUCUAUAUUACAAAGCAAAAUGAAACAUAUUAGAUAUUCAGACGCUGGUACUCUGAAGGCGAACAUGUAUUUAAUAUGUAAUUUUACUCACCCACUAGAGCACAUUGAUUUAUUAAUCACUGGAUAUUGGAUUCAAACAUUUGGUAAUUCUGACACAUAGUCAUCAGAGAAAACCCAGCACAUUGUCUAAAUACAGCAAGAAAUCUUGUAUCUAUACUUUGUCACAACCAGGAAAGCACAUACCACGGCCUUUGGCCAGUUGUUCCACACUGGGUGGAACGAGAUGGUCCACAAAGGAUGCCCAAAUGGUUUGUUCUACUAAUAAAUUAAACAGUUCUACUUUAAUUAGUAUGGGCAUAUUGUAGAGUGUUUAAUGGAGAAGUGUAUGAAAGAAGAAGUUAAUGGCAGCUGUCAUUCUGUAAGUUUGACAGCGCAUUUUUAACAUGGUUUACGAUUUUUAAUGUUUUUGUGCAGUAUUUUAUUUUCUUGUCUUUUUUUCUUUAUUUUAAUUUUAAUUUUAAUUUUCUUUAUUUUUAUUUUUAAUUUAUGUUUUUUUUUUUUUUUUUAAUCAACUAAGUUAUUUUUGUUCUAUCAAUUCAACUCAAAUCUACUCAGUUCGAUUCUGCACCAUAAAUAAAACCUAUCAAUUCAACAAUUUCUUUUUGUCGUCUUUGUUUCUUUACGGAGUUCUAGCCCUUGAGCUUCGGAGAUGCAACAAACGAAAAACCAGACUGUUUUUUUUAGAAGGCCUUGAGCUAUUGAGCUGAAAGUUCGGGUAUAGCUUUAUCAUGUACUCAAUGGGUAUAGGUGUAGGGCCACUACACUCUCUUCUCUCUCACUAACCAUCAAGCAACUAACAACUAACCCACUGUCCUGAACAGACAACCCAGAUAGCUGAGGUUUGCCUUCAGGACAGCGAGCUUGAACCUUAAUUAUGGAUAUAAGCACGAAAAUAAGUUGAAGUGAAUGUAUUGUUGGAGACCAAGUGUGACUUUCAUGGCAAUAUGCCCAUUUUUGACGUAGUUAUGGUCCUUGAACUUAGGAAUAUGAAAUUUAUUUUUCCGGACUGUUUUUUUUAUUAUUACUCUCAGAAUGCUAGUUAACCGUACUGAUUUCUAUUGAAUUGUUUCACUAUUUACUAGUUCGACACAAUUCAAUUUCCCUUAUAUAAACACAGCAUACAUUGCGUUUUGUUUAUCAAACUAUAUAUGAACGGUUACAUGCCAAAAUUCGACAUAUAUUCUACAUGCGAACUGAAUUUUACAAAUUUCAUGACGUAUAUCCAUUGUUUUCUUACUGUAUAGCUAGAGUUUUUAUUGUUACAUAUUGUUUAGGUGGUUUACAUGGUUUAUUGUUAUAUUCUGUGGGCUUAGUCCGGGAGCCAAGAUUUUAUAAUUAUUAUUAAUUUUGUUUUAAUCAUUUCAUCCUACUCAAUGCAAAUCUAUUUAUGUGCGUUUGCAUCCCAUAUCAGACGAGUGUGGUGUGACUAGGAAAGGGUGAAUACCUACCUAACAAUUUGUAAACAGUGCCCCCCCCCCCCCCCCCAAACACACACAUCAAAUCAACACAAACCAUUAAAGAACAAAAAAUAUUCGGCAAAUCCAGGUCACCCCCCAAAUCAGCCUAUGGCUCCCAGACUAGUUCCAGUAUUUUACCUUUCAUUGUUUCUUUAACUAAAUAGUGUUUGUAUUUUUGUGUACAUAUUUUAAAGUAUAUAUAUAUAUAUAUAUAUAUAUAUAUAUAUAUAUAUAUAUGUGUGUGUGUGUGUGUGUGUGUGUGUGUGUGUGUGUGUGUGUGUGUGUGUGUGUAUUACAUGCCACUAUUAACAUUAUUAUAUACUACAUUCAGUCUAAAAAUGGAAAAUGUCAUUGUGUAUAGCCAUUGCUUUCUUAGCUUCAUUGUUCAUGGUUACACAUUUUUUAGAUGGCAGCCACUGCAUACGGUGUAUCGCACUGGAUGAUACCUACCUCAUGAAUAAACAUAGGCACAAGCAAAAUUAACAUUCUUUUUGUAUGAAUACUUUACAAGAAAUGGAGAAAAAUCUACGUUUUUGAAUUUUUGGAUGUAACGUUGUUAAAAAAGGGGGUUAAUAUGUGGAAUUUCCAAAGGUUUGCACCCCCCCCCCCCCCCGUAAAACUAAUCAAGUUUAGUAUGAAUAAUUGCAUGAAAUGGAAAACAAAUCUACAUCCUUUUAAUAUUUGGGUGUAACCAUGGUAACAAAAAAACUAAACAAAAAAACGUUAAUAUAUUGAUUUCCCCGAGGGCUGCAAACAAUCUGCACCCCCCCCCCCCCCUUCACACACACAAACACACACACACACGUGGAGAUACACACACGCACACACACACACACACACAACACAUACAUACAGACGCAAACACACAAAGGAAGAGCUACCCCUAAAGAAGAUAAAACAGCAAAGUAUAAUCACCUGUCAUUGUUUAUAUAACUAAAUGGUAUUUGUAUCUUUUGUGUAGAUGACCUGGGGUAGUCUCCACAAAUUAAUAGCAAUAAGUUUAUUUAUAUUAAAUACUAGUAAUUUAAAUUGAAAAUUAGAAAGUCUACCUUGACCUUGAUUUUUAAAAAAUAUAAUACUGCAUAACACUACGAUUCUCUCGCAAUAUCCACGGACUAACAGAGACACAUUUAGUAAGUUUCUAAUUUUAACACGGAACUGUCUCUAUGAAUUAUUAUCUAAUAGCGACAAAAUUAUGGAGCUUUGUAAACUGACAUACGUCUUGUUGUUUAUUUAAAUAAUAAAUUCAAAUUAAUGAUGUUUGUAUUUUAUAUAGAUUUUUCAAUAAAGCAGCUAAGAUUAGCUUUAGAUUAAGAUGGUUUCCAAUUGUUACACGUUGUUUACCUUGUGUGUUCCAGCCUUUUAACUCCAGUUUCUGCAAAUAAACCCUCAACUUUAA